CGCGCUCCGCCGCGUAGGUUGUGCCCGGGCCGGGCAGCGGCGGCGCGGAGCGGGCGGAGCGGGAGGCCGAGCCUGCCAAGCUGGCGCCGGGAGGGGCCAUGGUGGCCCGCGCCCGCCGUGGAAACGCUCCGGACGGGGCUGCCCGGCGCGGCCUCCUGGCGCUGCUGCUCGCGGUCUCCGCCCCGCUGCAGCUGCGGGCACAGGAGCCGGGUGAUGGCUGUGGGCACAUAGUGACCUACCAGGAUAGUGGCACAGUGACAUCUAAGAAUUAUCCAGGGACUUACCCCAAUCAUACUGUUUGUGAAAAGACUAUCAAAGUACCAAAGGGGAAGCGGUUGAUCUUGAAGUUGGGAGAUUUGGAUAUUGAAUCCCAGACCUGUGCCUCUGACUAUCUUCUCUUCACCAGCUCUUCCAAUCAGUAUGGUCCCUACUGUGGAGGUCUGACCGCUCCCAGAGAACUCUUGCUGAACACAAGCGAAGUAACUGUGCACUUUAAGAGUGGGUCCCACAUUUCUGGACGGGGAUUUUUGCUGACCUAUGCCAGCAGUGACCAUCCAGAUUUAAUAACAUGCUUGGAACGAGGUAGCCAUUACUUGAAGACAGAAUACAGCAAAUUUUGUCCAGCUGGUUGUAGAGACAUAGAAGGAGACAUCUCUGGGAAUGUGGUAGACGGAUAUAGAGAUACCUCAUUGUUAUGCAAAGCUGCCAUCCAUGCAGGAAUAAUUGCGGAUGAACUGGGUGGUCAGAUCAGCGUGCUUCAGCGCAAAGGGAUAAGUCGAUACGAAGGAAUCCUGGCCAAUGGGGUGCUGUCAAGGGAUGGUUCCCUGUCAGACAAGCGAUUUCUAUUUACCUCCAAUGGUUGCAGUACAUCCUUGAGUUUGGAACCUGACAGGCAAAUGAGAGCUUCUUCUUCUUGGAAAUGGGUGAAUGAGAUUGAAGAGCCGGUUCAGUGGUCUCCUGGCCAGGCCCAACUUCAGGACCAGGGUCCCUCCUGGGCUUCAGCAGAAAGCAGCCAGAACCCAGAGCAGCAAGAGUGGCUGGAGAUCGAUUUGGGAGAGAAAAAGAAGAUAACAGGAAUUAGGACUACAGGAUCCACACAGUCAAAUUUCAACUUUUAUGUUAAGAGUUUUGUGAUAAACUUCAAAAACAACUCUAAAUGGAGGACCUACAAAGGAAUUAUAAAUAAAGAAGAAAAGGUAUUUCAGGGCAACUCUAAUUUUCGGGAUCCUGUACGGAAUAACUUCAUCCCUCCCAUUGUAGCUAGAUAUGUGCGGGUUGUCCCCCGCAAGUGGCACCAGAGAAUAGCCAUGAAAGUGGAGCUCUUUGGUUGCCAAAUCACGCAAAGUACGACUCAGGGAAUCAGUAUGACAACUCUUGUUAUCCCACUGGUGCUCCUCGCCCUGCUGAUUGUUGGAAUGGGGAUCUUUGCCAUCCUGAGAAAGAGGAAGAAGAAAGGGAAUCCUUAUGGAUCAGUUAAGACUCAGAAAACAGAUUGCUGGAAGCAGAUUAAAUACCCCUUUGCUAGACAUCAGUCAGCUGAGUUUACCAUCAGCUAUGACAAUGAGAAGGAGAUGACCCAGAAGUUAGAUCUCAUCAGGAAUGACAUGACAGACUACCAGCAGCCCCUCAUGAUCGGCACCGGGACGGUCACCAGGAAGGGCUCCACCUUCCGGCCGAUGGACACCGAGGCGGACGCGGCGGGCAGCGGCCAGGGCCACUACGACUGCCCCCUGCCGGCCGGCCGCCACGAGUACGCGCUGCCGCUGGCGCACCCCGAGCCCGAGUACGCCACGCCCAUCGUGGAGCGGCACCUGGCCCGCGCGCACACCUUCUCGGCGCCCGGCUACCGCGUGCCCGGGCCGCGGCCGGCGCACAAGCACUCCCUGUCCGCGGGCGGGGGCUACGACCAGCCCAAAGCCCAAGCCAGCGGCGCCCUCCCGGCCGCGCCCGCCGACCCUGACUACCAGAAGCCGCAGAGGAGCCCUGAGCCGGACAGUGCUUACUCAGCCCCCCGGGACUGCGUCAAACCCCUCAACCAGACAGCGAUGACGGCGCUCCUGUGAACACAAUGUGAACGGAACCUGCUGUGGUACUGAGCGUCAGGCUGCGUGGGGCCAGGGGGAGGCAUUGCAAGUGAGACUGGUGCGUGAUUGCAGGUCUGUGUGUGUGUGUGUGUGUGUGUGUGUGUGUUUCAGUAGGAUCCAGGUCUAUGUGUCUGUGUGUGUUUCAGUAGGAUCCAGGGGGUGCAUUGAAAGUGAGACUCUUGAUGCGCGAUUGCAGGUCUACGUGUGUGUGUGUGUGUGUGUGUGUGUGUUUCAAUAGGAUCCUGUGGUGGAAUCCUAGAGGCCUGGGGACCACCCUCUACAACUGUUUACAAAAUCGUGCAGCUGGUUUUGUUCUGACCCUUUAAGGCAAGAGUGUUCGUUUUGUUGUUGCUGUUGUUGGGCUAGGAAAAAAAAAAUGAACGUUUUUCAGGCGGCAUUUUCAUUUCUCCGACUGUGACACUGAGCUGCUUUGGUGUAAGACGUGCAAUCUGUAUAGAAUUGUAUUUAGCAAGAAGUAUCUGACGUUUACUUUUAUCAGAUUUUAGUUCUGCACUGAGGUUACAUGAAAGAAUGCGGCUGUUGCAAAAAAAAAAAAUCAUCUGUAAUAGAAUGUUGACUUUUUUGAAUAUAUCUUUAUCUGAUACUGUAUCAGCAGCAGGUCUGUUUAAACCUAAUCUUGUUGUUAUUGUGGCUCAUUUCCUUUCCUUUGAUAACGAGAGUUAAAAAGCAUUGUUAACAUUCUUCUCCUGGAAGAAAUGAAUUACUUGAAGCAUGGAAAGCAUACCGGCUGGUUGUUGGCAACUAGGACUGUAGAUUUUCACAAGCAGCCGCCUGUGCCUUAAGACACCUCUUGAGAUGGGGACACAGGACUCUGUGCCCUGCUGGCUGUUUGGCCCUGCUUCAGCCUGGAGUACCUGGCUCCACCUCAUCUCACUCUGCUUCCUCCUCACCCCACCUGGCAGAUCCUGUGUGUCUUCCACAUGCGAAUCACUUUGGCAACGUCCCAAGCCCAAAGCUGGGACUUACAGCCACCCAAACUGCUCUCUCUCCCUGCAGACUGAAUGAAGGGGGCACAGCAAGCACAGUCUGAGUUCCUGUGUCAGAGGCUUUUGUACCUCAGAUUUUAAAAUAUUGCUGAGGUCAGAGACCCACACACUUGUCACGACUCUUCAGAAAUAGCUCAUUACACUUGGAAACACAAAAAAUAGUAUUUGAAGUGUGUUCUUCAAAAAGUAAGCUGGGUCCAAUCUACACAGGACUUUUCUCCUGAGGUGGGUGUGAAUUUCUUCAAGUAUGUGUCUGUCAUUCCAGAGUAGCGCAGACCUCAGCCGUACCUCAUGUUCUGUGGUUUUUAUCUAUUUGCCUUGUGAGUUCACUGUAGGGGAUUUAACCUCUUUUGCCAAAGAGGAAAGUGUAUGUCUGAAUAGAAAAUGUGGACCAAAAGAUCCUUUCGCUAAUUUUUUUUUAAAAAGUAUUAUAAGGCUGUUUGUAUGAUUAUGACUGUCUGUGAAAUGUACAAACACUAAAAUAGUUAGGGUGCUGGAAGGUCCUGUCCUGGCCAACUAUUGUGGAAGGUAAACCAUUUCCUUUGCAGAGUUUACAUGGUUUUAUAUGUAAAAUAAUUGUAAUAAACUAUGCCAAACCAAA
This is a messenger RNA of Sorex araneus (European shrew), 3692 nucleotides long. It is a transcript of the gene DCBLD1, whose product is annotated as discoidin, CUB and LCCL domain containing 1. The record is from RefSeq and is a predicted model, not a curated record. Lineage: Eukaryota; Metazoa; Chordata; Mammalia; Eulipotyphla; Soricidae. Bases 99 to 2063 code for a protein of 654 amino acids. The transcript is spliced from 14 exons.